Messenger RNA from Macrobrachium nipponense, 598 nucleotides. RefSeq lists its product as uncharacterized. Bases 55 to 480 code for a protein of 141 amino acids. The transcript is spliced from 4 exons. The record is from RefSeq and is a predicted model, not a curated record. NCBI's taxonomy places the organism in Eukaryota, Metazoa, Arthropoda, Malacostraca, Decapoda, Palaemonidae.
GUGAAGAGCAACUGAGUCACCUCCCCCGACCUCACGGAUCGUCUCGCGUCGGAGAUGAAGCUGUUGUUCGUCUCAGCCUUCGCUUUGGGUCUCCUGAUGACCUCCGGGAAUGCUGGGUCAUCUGGGUAUGGAGGCAAAGGAGGAGGAGGAUUUGGAGGCUACGGUGGAGGAGGAGGAGGAGGUUACGGUGGAGGAUUUGGAGGCUACGGUGGAGGAGGAGGAGGUUACGGUGGAGGAUUUGGAGGCUACGGUGGAAGAGGAGGAGGAGGAUUUGGAGGAGGAGGCGGACGUUACGGUGGAGGAGGAGGAUUUGGAGGCUACGGUGGAGGUGGAGGAGGAUAUGGAGGAGGUUACGGAGGGGGAGGAUUUGGAGGCAAAGGAAGCGGGUUUGGAGGAGGAGGGUUAGGAGGCUACGGCGGAGGUGGAGGAGGAAGUUACGGAGGAGGAGGAUUUGGUGGACACGGGUUCUACGGAAAAUAAAUGCUUCUUGACGGGGCGUAAGAUAAAUGCUUUGUAAUUUAUUGAAUAGAUUCUUUUAAACUGCUAUUUAUCACAAUAUUCGAAUAAUCUGAAAUUAGAAAUAAACAUACGGAAGAUC